Messenger RNA from Perca fluviatilis (European perch), 7209 nucleotides. It is a transcript of the gene lmtk2, whose product is annotated as lemur tyrosine kinase 2. The coding region runs from base 439 to 5082 and encodes 1547 amino acids. Gene Ontology annotation, molecular function: ATP binding; protein kinase activity. Lineage: Eukaryota; Metazoa; Chordata; Actinopteri; Perciformes; Percidae. The transcript is spliced from 14 exons. Gene Ontology annotation, biological process: protein phosphorylation. The record is from RefSeq and is a predicted model, not a curated record.
UCCGUGAUGUGACGUUGUACAGGAACAUGGCGCUUCAGAGGGGAGGUGUUUCAUGGUAGUCAGGGCUAUUGAUUUAUUUCCUUUAGCUAUGUUAAUUUAAAUAACAUUAAGGUACAUUCACCAAAUAUGAUCGGUCGUAAAAGGUUAUCGCUCCUUUUGUCUCUAUGGACAACGGAACACUAGCUAAAUCUCGUAGCGGUGUUUGCUGUCGUCAGCUGAAACUGUUAGCAUUGACAUGCUAGCUAGCUGUAGCUAGUGAGCUGGCUAACAGUAAGUAGCUAACGUUGAACGGACAGAAAAUAUGCUUGUUUGUGUAGCCUACACUGGCGUUAAACUAAAUACCAAUGAUUAAAACACGCUAUUUAGCAUCAAAGCAGUCAUUUAUUGUUUAGGACGAAGAUUCCAGUUAGCUAACAUUUUGUUAGCUAAGCUAGGAGGAUGAAGAGCCUCCAUGGACAUGUUUUGUUGCUGGCCAGUGGGGUUUUCCUGUCGGCGUUUUGGCUGUCUGAAGGUGCCCCUCUUCAGUAUCCUCACAAAUCAGGUGGAAGCACAGGAGAUACGUUGUCUGUGUCUCUCUACCUGUCCCUGGUAGUGUCACUGACGGCGCUUGUGGCCUUGGUGGUGUUGCUAGUGAACUGUGUGACCUGCUGCAAGCAAAGGGAGAUCAACUUCAAGGAGUUUGAGGACCACUUUGACGAUGAGAUUGACUUCACUCCACCAGCAGAGGACACGCCUUCUAUGCAGUCCCCAGCCGAGGUGUAUACCCUCGCCGUGUCUCCUGUGGCGCUGCCUGGACCCCCACACCUCCAACCUCCUGUCUGCGUCACAGAAGGAUCCACAGGCUUCCAGGUAGCACGUCACAGUCUGAGUUACAUUCAAGAGAUUGGCAGUGGCUGGUUUGGCCAGAUCCUUCUGAGUGAAAUCUACACAGAUCCAGGUGGAUCCCGAGUGGUGGUGAAAGAGUUAAAAGCUAAUGCAAGUGCCAAGGAGCAGAAUGAUUUCCUGCAGCAGGGGGAUCCAUACAGAGUCCUGCAGCACCCAAACAUCCUUCAGUGCAUGGGACAGUGUGUUGAGGCCAUUCCCUUCUUGCUUGUCUUUGAGUACUGUGAAAUGGGGGAUUUGCGGGGCUAUCUGUCUCAGCAGGAUUGGAUGUUCAGAAAUGCUGAGUUGCUGCAGCUGCAGAGGAUGGCCUGUGAAAUCGCUGCUGGUGUCACUCACCUUCACAAACACAACUUCCUGCACAGUGAUUUGGCUCUGAGGAACUGCUACCUGACUGUAGAUCUUACAGUCAAAGUGGGAGACUAUGGAAUUGGACCCUACAGAUACAAAGAGGAUUACAUCAUCACGGAGGAUGAUGUGUUUGCACCCCUUCGCUGGUUGGCUCCUGAGCUGGUGGGCGAGCGCCAUGGGGGUGUGAUUACUAUGGAGCAGACCAAGCCCAGCAAUGUGUGGGCCUUGGGGGUCACAUUGUGGGAGCUCUUUGAGAAUGCUGCUCAACCGUACCCCCAUCUGUCUGACCGGGAGGUUCUCAAUCAUGUAAUCAAGGAGCAACAAGUCAAACUCUUUAAGCCACAGCUGGAGCUUCCUUAUUCUGACAGAUGGCACGAGGUCCUGCAGUUCUGCUGGCUGUCUCCAGACAAGCGAGCCACAGCAGAGGAAGUGCACCGUUUGCUUAUCUACCUGCGCAUGCAAGGCCAGAAGGACAUAGAAGAAGACUUUGCGCAACGCUGGGAUGCUCUUAAGCCUAACCCUUCCACUCGGCAGACCACUGUUAGCCACUCCUCUUUUCCAAUCUUGGAACAGUUUGCUGAUGAUGCCCUGCGACAAGAGAUUGACGAAGUUCUUACGGUCACUGAAACAAGCAAAGGUCUCAGCUUUGAGUAUGUUUGGGAGGCAGCCAAACAGGACCACUAUGAUGGCAACUAUGGGCGUUCAGGCCUGGACACAACAUUGAACUAUCACAGCAUGUUCUUUCCUGUUUCCAGUGAAGACAUCCAGGCCCAUUUCCCUGAUCCUGCAGCUAGAGCCACGGGCACAGAAAGGUGUAACACUCCUUCAGGAAUUCCUGGGAUUGUACCAGUGUUUGAUGCACAAAAGCCAUCUAAUGGUAAUGAAUAUUACAUACAACUAGAAGAACAAGGGGAGAGUACUGUUGCGGAAAAUGGGAAUAGAGGGCAAGACUUGGACUUCAGUACAGGCCAGCAAGACUUUGUUGUUCUCCAAGACGUCCGUCUGGAUGAGUCUAGUACUGAUGCUGAUUUUUUCCACCAAAGUAUUGACUCCAAGGAUUCUUAUUUACCAGACAGCCACAUUUGGUCGUCUCUUGAAAAUGACAGUCCAUACCACACCAACAUUUUCACUGACGGGGGGUCCAAGCAGCAAGAGGACUCUCCUUCCUGGAGACGCAGUUUUAUGGAGCUUCCAGAGCGCUAUGGCAACCCUUUCCAGGGAAGUGCUCCUUUAGAAGUCCAGGAGGUGGAUACAGAUAAAAGCUAUGGGGAUUCUUUUUUAGGGGAUUGUUCAGAAGCCCCUUACCUGGAAGAUUCGGUAGACGUGGAGAGGGAGAACACCGAUGCGAAGAGGCUUCUGAACACUGAAAUACUAGCUGACAACUUUAUGUUUCUCAAAGACCACAGCCUGAUGAAAGACAGAUCACAUUUCUCAAGUCCACAGGAGAAUUUUCUUCUACCUGGCCGAGCUCACGAACCAGAAGAAAGAUUCAAAAUGAGUUCUUGGGACAACCUCGAGAAUUUAGGCAGCUUAAACGCAGCAGACACUUAUUUAAAACCUGCAGCAAGUAGCACAUCCUCAAGACAGGAACUGUUAGACUCUCCAAGUUCCAGCUUGGGGGAGUUAUGCCCGUCUCUGGUAGAAAACGAAACACUGGUGCCUUUCAUUACAGUGGUCACAGAAGAUAACGCAAGCAACCAGCUGCCAGUUGGAAAUAGUUCUUCCACCAAAGACCUUGGUCUGCAGCAAUCCUCAGACAGAGGUAUAGACUCUGGUUUUGAUUCUACCUCAGAGAGGUUUGAGUUUAUCAUCAGUCAAACUGAUGGCCCCACCCCUGCAUUCUCUGAAAGUGCCACUACAGACUCAUUGUGCACAGAUGCCAAAAUUCCCAGCCUUGAAGAUGACCAUGGAACCUCUAAGGAUAAUGUUCAGCCCAUAGGAAGUGAAAUGCCUGAAAACCUGCAAGUCCAAGCAUUGUCCUCAGACAACGGACACAGUGAAGACCUCACAAGUAAUGAUCUGUUGAGUGAACUAAUUGAGGAUGCAGAUAUAGAACUGGAAACCACUCUGUCUGACCAUGAAGAAUCCUUUAUGGAUGCUAAUGGACUCCCUAUUGUCAGAUCUUCUCUGUUGAUCUCUGGGCCAUCUUUGGACCAGAUCAGCCAGGACAGUUUACUGGAAGACAGUAUGUCCACCACUCUACCAACUGUAGAUAAUCCAGCCGAGACACCAGACUCUUUAGACUCUCUUGACAUCCACAGACUCGGUGAACAAGGAGAAGAGCUGAGUGCUCAAAUAGCCCAACACAAACUCCAGCCUCCAUACAAAAUAUCAGACAGUGGGUAUGAGACGGAGAACCUGGAGUCUCCUGAGUGGAACUCCCAGCCUAAUGUUAAAGACCAUUCCCCUGUAAAAAAUGGCACAAGUGUUGCCAAAGAAGAGGAGGAGACGGAGGAGCUCACAGCUGCGACAAAUCUGGUUCCACCAGAAAUCAUCAUCUCCGAAGUAGAGGGUGUGCUGGAUGCUCCCAGUGAGGAUCCCUGUGAGUGCCAGCAGACAGAUCACGUAGCUCCUGCUGAGGAGCCACUCAUGGGCAGUAAUUACAGAGACUCUGCCUACUUCUCAGACAAUGAAUCCGAACCUGAGAAGAAGUCUGAAGAAACUGUUCCGGGAGUUUCUGGUGAAGUCACGUGGCUGAGGAACUCUCCUGAGGUGGUCAGCGUGGAGCUCAACGUAGAGAGCGAUGUAGAUUCCUUAAUUUCUCAGCAAGAAUCUUCUAUAGCUGUACAAGCACGGGCAGAUGGAGAAACCUCUGCUUCUCAUGUUGGGGGCAUAUUACAGGAGGCAUAUUCAGAUUUCACAGAGAAAUGUGAGAAUGAGGCGACAGAGUCUAGCAGCAGUCCUAAAGAAGAUGGAAACAAACCAGAGUUGUUCAAGGACUUAAAAUCUCCUGGCCAACCAGACCCAUCAAAAGAUCUAGAAACAUCAACUCCACUUCCUUCUGUUGCCCAAUCAAAGCCAGUGCCAGAGAGCUCAGGUCAUGCUAAACUCACCAGGACCUACGCGAGUGAUGGUCAUAAAAUAAGAGAGGCGGACAUGGAGGGGCGUUACCUGGGGAGGCGGGAUGGCUCGGGUUUAGAUGGACAGGAGGACGGCGCAGAUGAGGACGAGGAGGACGAGAACAGCGACGACUCUGAUGACGACAUCCGUGGGUAUCAGCUAAACAGCUCCAGUUCAGAAAGCGAGGAUGAUGCCGUGCAUACGGUGCCACUUGUUGUCUCAGAUGACAGUCGUGCAAAGAACCUGAAGAGCCUGUUGAAACCCACCACGCUGAACCUCCAAGCGUCGUCUUCCCCGUUUCCGGCGAGGUGCAGUGCAGAUAACUCAAGAAGAGCUGUGUCUUUUUUCGAUGAUGUCACGGUGUACCUGUUUGACCAGGAGACCCCCACCAAGGAACUGGGUGACCACUCCUCAGGCUCAAACAACCAGGCACCAGAGUUCAGUAGCCCAGUGCCCACUGCAAGCUACCUGAACCGGUUCACAAACUCUGAAAGCUCCACCGACGAAGAAGGUGGGGGUUUUGAGUGGGAUGAUGACUUCUCCCCCGCACCUGCCUUCCUGCCCAAGAUGGAUAAAGACCCUGUAUCAAAGACCAUGUCCUCAUCUGCAGCAUCUCGCUUUUCCUCUCCGCCCCCUGCAGCAGGGCGCGUGCUGGAAUCCAGCUGGACCAGCUCCUCAAACUACUCCCGUUUCUCCAUUUCACCGGCCAGCAUCGCUACCUUUUCCCUUACACAUCUAACCGACUCUGACAUCGAACAAGGAGGAAGCAGCGAAGAUGGAGAAAAGGACUAGUGUUAUAUAUUAUCAUCACACUAUUGAAAAAUGAACCUAUACUCGCACUUUUUGGGAACGGAGAACGGCUGAAUAAGGACAAAUGACGCGGUUUGUGGGGCAAACCGUGGAUGCUUCUCUCAGGCAGAACUGCUCUUUACCUACAUGGAUAUGGCCGUGAAAAACAACCACUUUCAGCAAAUAAGACGGACGAUGCCCAGCUCCAGUCUGAGCCAUAUCACCUCUCCAGCUACAUCAGUGUGUGUGGUUUCAGUUCAGUGCAAUUCCACUUUCAAGUUUCUAAAUGUUUGCUUUAAAGACUCCUCAAGCGUAUUCCAGGUGUUUGGCUGCUUCUUUUUCUUGUGUCAAAGUGCACUCAUUUUCCAGGACUUUUGCAUCACCAAAAAAAAUUAACGAAUAAAUAAUUCAGACUUUUAUGCUCUGAAUUCAACACACUGGGCUGGCAAACAUAUCACUACAGCCAAAUAAGUAUAAGCUCUUAUAUUUCAGCAGUUUGAAGAUCCAAGCUUUUUCUCUAACUUUGUUAAUUUUGCUCCUUCAUGUUGUGCGAUGUUUUCAGUGGUUGCCUCUGUUUGGAAGAAUUAUUUGUUUUUUCGUAACCUCUCGUUGGGUGUUAGUCACAAUCUCCUAAUUGGAGAAAAACUGUGUGGUAUCCUUCUGUAGCAGCAUUUCAAUAAGAAGGGUUGAACUUUACUUUAACUUAAAUCCCUCAUCUACAGAGGUGAAACACUGUUCCUUUAAGUUUCAAAGGAACAUUUACAGUAAGUAGUUUCAUAUUUUUGAGACAUCUCGGUAGGUAUGGUUGGUGGUAUUAGACAAGAAGUGUCAUAUUAAUCCUUACAGAGGUGAUCCAGUUGUGAGGAAAAACGUAAAGACAAGUUAUUCAUUUUGCAAUGCUUCAUUUUAUGAUCUGAAAAGUUGCUCGGAUGGUUUUGACUACAUGUCACGGGGUCUUGUCGCAGUGCCUGUGAUGCUGUAAAGACAGCUGCACUCCCAUUUUCUAUCACUACAAAGUUUUAAAUCGCACGUUUAGUGAGAUUGUGUAAAAAGUUGGAAAUUUUAUUUUUAAAUGUCAGAAUGAAUACAUGUUAAUGAGCGGUUUGUAAACAAAUGUGCAAUGAAUUUCAUUAAUUAGUUGAAAUUUGAGUUCAUAGGAUGACCCGGUGAACGCGGCCGUGUUUCUUCAGCAAUGCGCAGGGACUUAAAGCUUCACAACAACUCACUACUAGAACAAAAAAAAAAAACACUGCUGCUUUUUAUCAGCGUCAUCAACAGAGUUGUCUGCCUUUUUAAAAAAGAAAAAGAAACGUGUCAAACUUAAUUAACCAGUUCAGAUGUCCUUUUCCUCAGUACCCCUCAUCAUGCAUCUCUGAGCAUACAUCGUCUCUGUAGUGGCUGUACAGGGUUGGCUGGGGAUGUGUGCGUAACAUGAUCAGUUACUGUAUAGAGGCAUAAUGCAAACUGUUACGCAUCAAGAUAUACUUUCCCUCCAAGGAUUUCAUGUACAGAUAUAAAAACACAGUUCUUUGAAACUGUAGGUUGUACCGUUACUGUAUGGUUCUUUAAACACCUUUUUUUUUUUUUGAAGAUUUUUUUCACAGAUGACCUGAUGAACAGCUGUUCUUCACCUGUAGUAGAUGUCCAUCUCCCCCCGGCCCCUUACAGAAGGCACUGUAUAUUAGAUAAUGUUAACCUCUGUUAAAAACCAGCAGCCCGUGCUUCAGUUAACUUGAACAUUUAUUUAAGGAAAUCUUAUUUUAUUUGACUACAGUAUACAUUUGCCUAAUCUUGCACAUUUGAGAAAUGUAACUUAAUGUUGAUCUGUACUGAUGUAUGUAAAUGUAAAUUUUCUUUUUUUUUUUUGUCUGUAAAUGGGAAAUGAUGUAACAGAGUUAUAGGUAUGAGGUUUCAUUUUGUAACUUAAAGCGGAGUUGAUCAGAGGAACAUAUCACAGUUAUUGGCUAAACAGUUAAAUUAAGACAAAGGCAGAUGUGAAUUCAUUCUGUCCUUUAAACUUGUAGAUUUUAAAAAAUAUUUUUACUUCGUAUUUAUCAUGCUUAGUGUAAUUGAAUGAAAUGUUUAUAAUUACACUGUUUAAUAUGAAAAUAAAUGCAAAUGAACUUCUAA